AUGUCUGUUGCAAAACAAAACAAAGUGCAUCCUGCACAAUCUGUACAUAGUUUGGGUCAUUGGGAUCUCGAAAAGGGACUUUCGUCUGAUGACGGUAAAAAGUGGAGAGUUAGAGUACCACGAAUUUACGUGGUCUCCAUGGUAGCUUUUAUCCUGAUUGCUGCCGUACUAAUUGUUGAUAUCUACAUAGAUUUGGCCGAAAUUUACAUAUUUGAGGAAAUGAGAUCGAGAGCCAUCAACAAUAAAUUCUACCAGUUUGCCGUCCAACUCAAAGAUAAAACACAGGAGCUCGAGGAAAAGCGGAAAGUAACAGAAGAGCUGUUGUAUCAGAUGAUACCAAAAUCAGUAGCUCACCAACUACAAAACAAGGAAAAGAUAUCAGCUGAAUUCUUUGAAGCUGUGACAAUAUUCUUCAGCGAUAUAGUCGGAUUUACUUCGAUCUCGGCUCGAUGUUCACCAAUGCAGGUUGUGGAAUUGCUGAAUAGUUUGUAUUCGACGUUUGACAUCAGAAUUGAUACUUAUGAUGUAUACAAGGUGGAAACGAUCGGAGAUGCCUACAUGGUAGCCAGUGGAGUACCAGAGAGAAAUGGAGAAAGGCACGUUGAAGAGAUCGCCACUAUGGCCAUUGAUCUACUGGCAGCCAUCAAGCAGGUCAAAGUUCCCCACACCAAUUCUGAACAUGUCCAGAUCAGGAUAGGAUGUCAUACAGGCGCAUGUGUGGCUGGAGUAGUCGGACUGAAAAUGCCACGUUACUGCCUGUUUGGGGAUACGGUCAAUACAGCCUCGAGAAUGGAGGCGAAUAGCCAACCAUUGAAGAUCCACAUCAGCAAAGAUACACGUGACAGACUUGUAGUGAGCGAUAAGUACACAAUGGAAUACCGAGGACUGAUAGAAAUUAAGGGAAAAGGACAGAUGGACACUUACUGGCUGACCGGAAGAAAGGAUAUGGGAGAAGCCAAUGAAAGCAUGGUUUGUAAAUGGCAACCACGUAAAAGGAAAAAGAAAAAACAAGACAAUUCUACGAGUAUUGAGCAUUCGGCAGUAUCUGUAGGAUCAUCUCAAAAGGAGAGUCAAUCAGAAUUGAAUUCGCAGACGAUAGACGAUGACAAUAGUUCCGUGAUCGGAAGUACAUCUUUGGUGAAAGGAAUUUAUAGCGAAAUAAAUGCUGAUUCUAAUAUACAUAAUCCUUCAUUAAUUGACGUUACCGGUUUAGAAGGAGCCGUAGAACAACACAGGAAGUGUCAUAGCGACAAGCAAUGCAUCGUCAAUGACAUUGUCAACGUCACAUUCAACGUCACUGCCAAUGUCACCUUCAACGUCACUGUCAACGUCACCUUCAAUGUCACCUUCAACGUCACUGUCAACGUCACCAACAACGACACUGUCAAAGUCACCUACAACGACACUGUCAACGUCAACGACACUGUCAACGUCACCUUCAACGACACUGUCAGCGUCACCUUCAACGACACUGUCAACGUCACCUUUAACGACACUGUCAACGUCACCUUCAACGACACUGUCAAAGUCACCUACAACGACACAUUCAACGACACUGUCUACGUCACUGUCAAAGGCACCUUCAACGACACCUUCAACGACUCCUUCAACGACACCUUCAACGACACUGUCAACGUCACCUUCAACAACACUGUCAACGACUCCUUUAACGACACCUUCAACGACACUGUCAACGUCACCUUCAACAACACUGUCAACGACUCAUUUAACGACACCUUCAACGACACUGUCAACGUCACCUUCAACAACACUGUCAACGACUCAUUUAACGACACCUUCAACGAAACUAUCAACGUCACCUUCGACGACACUGUCAAAGUCACGGUCAAAACAGAACAAUCCAUCGCCAGAUAA
Molecule: messenger RNA, 1875 nt
Organism: Ylistrum balloti
Lineage: Eukaryota; Metazoa; Mollusca; Bivalvia; Pectinida; Pectinidae
Product: adenylate cyclase, aggregation specific-like
Exons: 8
Coding region: 1-1875 (624 amino acids)
Biological process (GO): intracellular signal transduction; cGMP biosynthetic process; receptor guanylyl cyclase signaling pathway
Molecular function (GO): guanylate cyclase activity; peptide receptor activity
Source: RefSeq, a predicted model, not a curated record